Punica granatum (pomegranate) is the source of this 3710-nucleotide messenger RNA. The record is from RefSeq and is a predicted model, not a curated record. Lineage: Eukaryota; Viridiplantae; Streptophyta; Magnoliopsida; Myrtales; Lythraceae.
AUGGUCAUUCAAUACCAUCACAUACUCGGGUUGGAUAUCUGUGCAGACAUUAUGGUUGGUGAUGAAAUGAGACGGGGCAUUUCAGGUGGACAGAAGAAGCGUGUGACAACAGGAGAGAUGUUAGUUGGACCUGCAAAAGCGCUCUUCAUGGAUGAAAUCUCAACAGGAUUGGAUAGUUCAACGACCUUUCAGAUUGUCAAGUACAUGCGCCAGAUGGUCCACAUCAUGGAUGUGACCAUGUUAAUCUCACUCCUUCAACCGGCUCCUGAGACGUAUGAUCUCUUUGACGACAUCAUGCUCCUUUCCGAGGGCCAGAUUGUCUACCAGGGUCCACGGGAUAAUGUCCUUGAAUUCUUCGAGUACAUGGGUUUCAAGUGCCCCGACAGAAAAGGGGUAGCCGACUUUUUGCAGGAAGUGACCUCUAAGAAGGACCAGGAGCAAUACUGGUACAGGACGGACCAGCCCUACCAAUUCGUCUCCGUGCCAGACUUUGUUGAAGCAUUCAAGUCGUUCAGGAUUGGCGAUCAGCUCAUAAACGAGCUGCGGGAGCCAUAUGACAAGUCCAAGGCCCACCCAGCGGCACUGGUAACAGAGAAGUAUGGAAUCCCGAACUGGGAACUCUUCAAGGCAUGCUUUGCCAGGGAGUGGCUUCUGAUGAAGCGUAACUCAUUUGUGUAUGUAUUCAAGACCACGCAGAUUACAAUAAUGUCCCUAAUCGCGAUGACAGUUUUCCUAAGAACACAGAUGCCAGUAGGGACGGUAGCAGAUGGGGGAAAAUUUUUUGGGGCCCUUUUCUUCUCCUUGAUCAAUGUGAUGUUCAAUGGGAUGGCGGAACUCGCAAUGACAGUUUUCAGGCUCCCGGUGUUCUACAAGCAGAGAGAUUUCCUGUUCUAUCCUCCGUGGGCAUUUGCUUUACCUAUCUGGGUCCUCAGAAUCCCAUUAUCUUUCUUGGAAUCGGGAAUUUGGAUCAUCCUUACAUACUACACUAUUGGUUUUGCUCCCGCAGCUGGCAGGUUCUUUCGCCAGUUCUUGGCCUUCUUCGGUGUACAUCAGAUGGCCCUGUCUCUCUUUCGAUUCAUUGCUGCAGUUGGAAGGACACUAGUUAUUGCAAACACUCUCGGUACCUUUACCAUGCUAGUGGUCUUCGUCCUUGGUGGCUUCAUCAUUGCCAAAAAUGACAUUCGUCCAUUCAUGUUAUGGGGCUAUUAUGUUUCUCCCAUGAUGUAUGGACAGAAUGCCAUUGUCAUGAACGAAUUCCUCGACAAAAGAUGGAGUGCGCCCAAUUUGGAUCCAAGAAUUAAUGAACCAACAGUGGGAAAGGUCCUCCUAAGCUCAAGAGGUUUCUUCACAGAAGAUUACUGGUUUUGGAUUUGCAUUGGGGCACUGUUCGGGUUCUCUCUUCUAUUCAACGUUUUAUUCGUUGGGGCGCUGACUUGGUUAAAUCCAUUGGGAGAUUCCAAAACAGUGUUGAUGGACGAAGAAGAAGAAAAGAAGAAGAAGAAGAAGAAGUCUUCUGCUCAACAGAGCUCGGAAGGUUUGGACAUGGAACUUCGAAGUUCGGCAGAAGUUACUGGCAGCGGUCCCGAGAAAGGACCACGAAAAGGAAUGGUUUUGCCCUUCCAGCCGCUUUCUCUGGCAUUCAACCACGUGAACUAUUACGUUGACAUGCCCGCUGAAAUGAAAAAUCAAGGAAUCGUUGAAGAUCGUCUUCAACUGCUGAGGGACGUCAGCGGUGCGUUCAGACCAGGCAUUCUGACAGCUCUGGUAGGAGUAAGCGGAGCCGGUAAGACAACCUUAAUGGACGUGUUAGCUGGACGGAAAACUGGUGGUUACAUUGAGGGAAGCAUCAGCAUUUCCGGUUUUCCGAAGAACCAGGCAACCUUCGCUAGGAUCAGCGGUUACUGCGAACAGAAUGACAUUCACUCCCCAUAUGUCACUGUUUACGAGUCCCUCUUGUACUCGGCCUGGCUCCGUCUAUCGUCAGAUGUCAAGCCGAGUUCUCGUAAGAUGUUUGUUGACGAAGUAAUGGACUUGAUCGAGCUGAACCCACUGAGGGACGCACUGGUUGGCCUUCCGGGAGUAGACGGCCUCUCGACGGAACAGAGGAAGAGGCUGACCAUAGCAGUGGAAUUGGUUGCUAACCCAUCUAUCAUCUUCAUGGACGAACCGACUUCUGGCCUCGAUGCUAGGGCUGCUGCUAUCGUUAUGAGAACCGUGAGGAAUACAGUCGACACUGGCAGAACCGUCGUUUGCACAAUCCAUCAACCGAGCAUUGACAUUUUUGAAGCUUUUGAUGAGUUACUAUUGAUGAAACGAGGAGGGCAAGUGAUAUAUGCAGGACCACUCGGCUGCCAUUCCCACAAGCUCAUAGAGUACUUUGAGGCCGUACCCGGGGUUCCAAAGAUAAAGGAUGGCUACAAUCCAGCCACUUGGAUGCUCAAUAUCAGUACACCUGCAGUCGAGGCUCAGCUUGGGGUAGAUUUUGCUGAUGUCUACUCGAAAUCCUCGCUUUACCAGAGGAACCAGGAGCUGAUCAAGGAGCUUAGUACCCCGGCUCCGGGCCUGAAAGAUCUUUACUUCCCGACGGAAUUCUCACAAUCUUUUACCACUCAGUGCAUGGCCUGUUUCUGGAAACAACACUGGUCUUACUGGAGGAACCCGCAGUAUAACGCCAUUCGAUUCUUCCUGACAAUAGUCAUUGGCUUUUUGUUUGGUCUUAUCUUCUGGCAGAAAGGAGAUGAGACAGCCAAACAACAAGAUCUCUUUAAUCUCGUCGGGGCAAUUUAUUCUGCCGUGUUUUUCCUAGGAGCGUCCAACACAAAUUCAGUUCAGUCAAUUGUUGCCAUCGAGAGGACGGUUUUCUACCGUGAAAGAGCUGCUGGGAUGUACUCUCCACUACCAUACGCAUUCGCUCAUGUGGCAAUCGAGACAAUAUAUGUUGCAAUUCAGACAUUUGUUUACACUAUCAUCCUCUACUCGAUGAUUGGGUUCCAGUUGACGGCAGCAAAGUUCCUGUGGUUCUACUACUACAUGCUCUUGUGCUUCAUCUACUUCACCAUGUAUGGGAUGAUGGUCGUCGCACUAACCCCCAGUGUUCAAGUCGCUGCUAUCGUCAUGGCCUUCUUCCUCAGCUUUUGGAAUUUGUUCUCCGGCUUUCUCAUCCCGAGGCCGCAAAUUCCUGUAUGGUGGAGGUGGUACUACUGGGCUUCACCGGUGGCAUGGACGAUCUACGGGCUUGUGACCACUCAGGUUGGAGACAAGAAUGCCGACCUUGUGAUCCCUGGAGCCGGUACCAUGCCCUUGAAGAUGUUCCUAAAACAGUAUUUUGGCUUCGAGCAUGACUUUCUGCCGGCCAUAGCGGUGGCUCACGUGUUGUGGUGCGUCCUCUUCUUCCUCGUCUUCGCCUACGCCAUAAGGUUCCUCAAUUUCCAAAGGAGAUAGAGAUCAACCUCUCAGCAUUGAUUUGAUUUAUGCUUCCUAUUUGAAACUUCAUGAUACAAUCAGUUAAUGAAGGAAAGUUCAAUGUAGCAAACAAGAUAAUUUUUCCUUUUUCUUUUUUUUUUCCUAAUUUUUAUUUUUUUUCCUGUAAUUAGUGUUCUUUUCCCACACUGAAAACACAAUGGAAGAGAUUUUUGCUUAAUUGUAUGUAGGAGAUGUCGCUGCCGAUUGUUUCUUCAUAUAUAAACUUCAACCUUAAGCAUUUGGUAAAA